AUGACCCCCACUCACUUUUCAAUUUCCUCAGCCUUUCUGUUAGGUUUAAUAGGCUUAGCGUUUCAUCGAACACAUCUCCUCUCUGCCCUUCUCUGUUUAGAAGCCAUAAUACUUGCCCUAUUUAUUGCACUCUCCCUCUGGUCCUUGCAGUUAGAUGCCACUGGCUGUUCAACUGCCCCCAUACUCAUACUCGCUUUCUCCGCUUGUGAAGCAAGUGCUGGACUAGCCCUACUUGUAGCCACAGCCCGAACACACGGGACAGAUCACAUACAAGCCUUAAAUCUUCUACAAUGCUAA
This is a messenger RNA of Gadus chalcogrammus (walleye pollock), 297 nucleotides long. The record is from the annotation of a RefSeq genome assembly. NCBI's taxonomy places the organism in Eukaryota, Metazoa, Chordata, Actinopteri, Gadiformes, Gadidae.